AUGCCGUAUUUUUCAGGGAUGCUGUCAUCGCGCGUCGUUGCUCGUUUGGGUGCCCGAGGUCUACUCUCGGCAGCUGCAUCCCAUCCACGUCACGACGUUGAGGGCCAUCCACCUCCUCCAGUCACGCAGCUUAGUGAACACGAGCUACAUUUGGCAGACACAGGUAGAGGCUGUUAA
This is a messenger RNA of Haemonchus placei, 177 nucleotides long. The record is from the annotation of a GenBank genome assembly. Lineage: Eukaryota; Metazoa; Nematoda; Chromadorea; Rhabditida; Trichostrongylidae.